AUGGCGUCGCACGCCCUUAUCUCCUCGCGGUCGCACCUGCUGCGGAAGUUUGACAGCUGCCGCACCAUCUUCAUGUGCUGCGACAUCCAGGAAAAACUGCGCAACCGCAUCCCCAACUUCCAGGCGGCUGUUGACGUGUCGAACUCGAUGGCGACCAUCCACAACACCCUGACGCCCAAGCACUCCACCUUUGUGGUGACGGAGCAGUACCCGAAGGGGGUGGGGCAUGUUGCGAAGGACAUCACGUUGCCUGAGGGUACCCCGGUGAUCGAGAAGCUGCAGCCGUCGAUGCUGGUGCCGGAGAUGAUGCCCUACAUCGACGGUGACGCGGCGCGUGGCAUCUUGCCGGUGCAGCAGGCGGUGCUGUGGGGUCACGAGACCCACGUGUGCGUGCUUCAGACGGCCGAUGAGCUGCUGUCCCACAAUAUCCACGUGGCGGUGCUUGUCGACGGCUGCGCCUCACAGCAGCAGCUCGAUCACGAUGUAGCGAUCCAGGAGAUGGCAGGAUGGGAAAACCUCACGCUGACGACCACCAUCUCCGUCCUUCUGCAGCUGACGCGUGGCGAUCGCAUCAUGAGGGGGUCACUUAUGAAAGUUGUGAAGCCAAAGUGGGCCGACCCCUCUCGCUUCCCGAGCCUCCCCGCGGACGGCGAGAAGCCGAAGGCGUGA
Messenger RNA from Leishmania mexicana MHOM/GT/2001/U1103, 669 nucleotides. Its product is annotated as putative mitochondrial associated ribonuclease. The transcript has a single exon. NCBI's taxonomy places the organism in Eukaryota, Euglenozoa, Kinetoplastea, Trypanosomatida, Trypanosomatidae. The record is from RefSeq and is a predicted model, not a curated record. The coding region runs from base 1 to 669 and encodes 222 amino acids.